Messenger RNA from Penicillium bovifimosum, 288 nucleotides. RefSeq lists its product as uncharacterized. The transcript has a single exon. The coding region runs from base 1 to 288 and encodes 95 amino acids. The record is from RefSeq and is a predicted model, not a curated record. NCBI's taxonomy places the organism in Eukaryota, Fungi, Ascomycota, Eurotiomycetes, Eurotiales, Aspergillaceae.
AUGAAGGGCACGAGAAAAUUCAUGCGACCCCCGGGCUACGCAGAGGCCGCAAUGAGCCAGUCACGAGCGGCGGUAUUCUUGCGGGGCCUGCGAAGGGAGAGAAGACGGCUUCUACGACAGCUCAAGCAGAUUUACGAGCAAGUCGAGGUCUCGGAAGCAGAGUGCAGAGGGCUAUGCUACCAGGCCAUCAAAGUUAUGGCCCUUAGCGUUUUACUUGAGUCUUUGAGCAAGAAAUCUACUGCUGUAUCCAAUGCUGUGUCUGGAGAUCAUCGUUCAGCGCGGGUUUGA